AGCAAUAUAAUUCAACAGGCGUGAAUCAUAAAGAGAAAUCCACCCCCAUCUAUCACCUUCUUUCUUCUCGUUUAUUACUUCUUGCUUAACCUAAAACAAUCAACAACAGAGUCACUCGUAUCAGCUUCACAAUUAGCAAAGAUGGUUUGUUUGGCAUGUUUGUUGCCUCUUUUCCUGAUCCCGGUUGUUAACGCUCUUCCUCUGUUGUUUCAUAUACUCAUGGCGAGAGUUUAUCGAUUACUUGGAUGGGAGUAUAGGAAACCUGAAAGGGUUCCUCCAGCAUGCCCUUACAAACCAGGGAUGGUCACCAAAAGUAAUAGUUCUGAGGGGAAUGUAGAGGCUGAAUCUUCAAUGAAGGAUUUAAAUUCAAAACCAGCUGAACUGGACAGUCGAAAGAAUGAUUAAACUUGAUUGUAUUUACUGGCACUUCUCAUCUGAGUUUUUAAUCUCAUUGUGAAUGUAUGUAAUCUUUCUUGAUUGCGGAUCAGACAAGAAACUAAAGGAAAAACAAACGUUGUAUUGCGAUCACUAUACGCCUUAUAGCAAUCAAUUUCUGCGUGAA
Beta vulgaris subsp. vulgaris (sugar beet) is the source of this 562-nucleotide messenger RNA. RefSeq lists its product as hypothetical. The transcript has 4 exons. The record is from RefSeq and is a predicted model, not a curated record. Lineage: Eukaryota; Viridiplantae; Streptophyta; Magnoliopsida; Caryophyllales; Amaranthaceae. The coding region runs from base 142 to 405 and encodes 87 amino acids.